GCCAGGGUGGGGUGGGUGUGUCAGAGGGAGAAGGUAGAGGUUCUACAGUGGCUCUGAGCCUGGGGAGACUAGAGACAGGCUCCCCCCGACUACCGGCCCCAGGGAGACCCAUCUUGCUGCAGAUGACAGUCGCCUCCAUCAAAUCACGUGACCAGAGCCCAAGGCUGAGCAGAAUUAUGAAUCCAGAGAGACGUGUCUAGCCUGUGUGCAUGAGGCGGGCUUCAAGUGGGGAGUGGUGGCUGGGCAGUUGGGAAGGCUUCCUGGGUGGGGUUAGGGAGGGGGCAGGAGGGACUGGUGCCGGGCCUCAGCAGAGCAGGGAAAGCAUUCCUGGAGGGGAGCAGUGUGGCCCUGAGCUGAUGAGUUCCUUUGGGAUCUGGGACAUCCCUCUUUCGCAAAGCCUAGGGCCCAGCGGGCACAGGCCUGUGUCCCUCACUCCACGGGACAAGUGAUAGGGGGCUGGCUUUGUCCCCUCCCUCCAGCAGCCUCCUGGAGUGUGAAUGCUCUCUGGGCCUCCUGGACAGGGGUGAAGAAGCAGAUGGGAAGGAGUCAGCCUUAGAAUCAAGAGGCCUAGCUUCUGGCUUUGGCUGUGACCUUGGGAAGUCCCUUAACUGUUCUAAACGCCAGUUUUCUCAGCAGCAAAAUGGGGGUGAUGCCGUCUACCCACAGGAUUGUGGGAAAAUGAGAUAAGGCAGGAAAUUGGGGGCUAGCUCCACACAGGGUGACACGUUUACACGGAACAGGUGGAAUGUGGGUGUCCCCACCCCUUUUUGGAAGGUCCUGAACCUCAGCUGCUUGCUCCUGCUCCUUGGCCUGACCCUAUGACCCUGAUCCUGGCCCCAGCUUAGGACACUGAGGGGAAGCCCCCAAAUCUUUCAGUGGGAAGUCACAGUCAGUCCUUAAUCCCCACUGCCCUGGUGACAUUGCCCAGUGGCUUAGCAGAACUGGUCAGGGCCAGUUGGGUCUGAAACCUACUGCCAGCAGAGCAGGGAAGGCUGGGGGAGAGAGAGAAAGCCAGACUGCACAAGUGUCCGGUCCCUUUAGGCCGGGUAUCUGGUAGGGCACCUGUGUGCCCACCUAGGGUUCUGGACCUGUGAUUUGCUCUGUGUGUUCCUGUGGCAGGAGCUGGGGUGAUCAUUCCAGAACUCAAGUCUGUCCCUGCCAGGCCUCUGUUUAUCCCCCUACUGGCUGCCCAUUGCAAUAUGCCAGGGUCUUUGCAAGUCGAAUCUAGAACUCUAGGGUGUAUCUCCUGCCCUGCCCACAUCAUGCUGUCUACUCUUGCAGCUCAAGCUUCUACUUGUGACCCCCCCCCCCUCCCCCCCCCCCACCCCAGCUCUGUCUGUCCAGCCCCGCGUCUUUGCUCAGCCGUCCCCCUGCCAGUCCGCCCUUCCCUCACUUCUUUUGCUCAGGACUCAAUUCAAGUUCCAUGCCCUCCAGAAACUUUCCAGAAACUCAAAAACAGAUUAGGUGCUCCUCCCCUGGGCUUCCAAAUGCCUGGGACGACUUCAUCCCCUCCCCUGUCGGCCCUUAGGGCUGUUACCUGGUCUGAUCACUCUGCAAGGAUUCUAGCCACUAGGCUGGUGGCUCCUGGAGGGCAGGGGCCACACCUUAUUUAGUUCCCAACCUUACAGACUUCCAGUAGAAUUGCCCAGUGAAGAGGCCCAGGGUGGAGCUUUGACAUCCUGGUGCUGGCUGCAGACCCUGUGAGCUGAAGUGUGGCCGGGAACAUCAGUACAGCCUCCCCUGGGCGUCCCUGGAAAGAAAGGCUGUUCCUGGGAUGAUGGGCCCUGGGCAGGGGCCCCUGUGGAGAGGGGACUGCUCACCGGGUCCCUCUCCCCACCUCACCCCACAGUUGCCCCUGUCUAGCAGCCACCUGAACGUGUACAGUGGUGACCCCCAGGUCACAGCCUCCCUGGUGGGCGUCACCAGCAGCUCCUGCCCCGCUGACCUGACCCAGAAGCGAGAGCUUACAGAUGCUGAGAGCCGGGCCCUGGCCAAGGAGCGGCAGAAGAAAGACAAUCACAACUUAAUUGAAAGGAGGCGGAGGUUCAACAUCAAUGACCGCAUCAAGGAGCUGGGAAUGCUGAUCCCCAAGGCCAACGACCUGGACGUGCGCUGGAACAAGGGCACCAUCCUCAAGGCCUCAGUCGAUUACAUCCGGAGGAUGCAGAAGGACCUACAGAAGUCCCGGGAGCUGGAGACCCACUCUCGGCGCCUGGAAAUGACCAACAAGCAGCUCUUGCUCCGCAUCCAGGAGCUCGAGAUGCAGGCUCGUGUGCACGGCCUCCCCACCACCUCUCCAUCGGCUGUGAAUAUGGCCGAGCUGGCCCAGCAGGUUGGGAAGCAGGAGCUGCCCAGUGAUGAGGGCCCGGGGGAGGCCCUGCUGGAGGCCGAGGUCCCGGAUCCUGAGCCACUGCCGGCUCUGCCCCCCCAGGCCCCGCUGCCCCUGCCGGCCCCAGCCACCCAGCCACCCUCCCCAUUCCACCACCUGGACUUCAGCCACGUGAGCUUUGGGGCGGGGCGAUGAGGGCCCCCAGGCUACCCCGAACCUUUGGGGCCAGAGCACAGCUCCCCGUUCCCACAACCUGUCCAAGAAGGAUUGGACCGCAUGCUCCUGGACGAACACCUCACUACUGCUACCGCGGGCUCCGACCCUCUCUUCUCCACCAUGUCCCCGAGGGCCUCCAAGGCCAGUAGCCGCCGGAGCAGCUUCAGCAUGGAGGAGGGCGACGUGCUGUGACCCUGGCUGCCACCAUGCUGGGGAACGGGGGCAGGCCUGGGGGCUGGGAGGCCCGGGGCCCGCCUCCCUCCCACCCUUUGGGCUGCACUGUGUGUGAGGUAGCAAACGGCCUGCCUCACUCCUUCCUGUCGGCCCCUGUUUGGACUUAGUGCCGCUUGGCAGCCUGUGGGGGUCAGCGAGAAUCAACCCCCCCCCCCGGCCUGCUCAGUACUCCCAGGGACAGCCUUCUUGAUGGGGUUGGAAGGAACAGGCCUUCAGCCUGGCUCCUGGAGGUGAAAUCAUGAGGGGAAGGGAGGGGACGGGUGUGCUAGAGGUAAGAGGAGGUCCUGGGUGGGGUGGGGGGGGUUGUCUCAUCUUCUGAGUCUGAUCCCCAACCCCGCCGGUGAAGGAGGACAUGUUGGAGCAGGGGGCUCAGGAAGUUCCUUUUCUGAGGCAGCGACUGGUCCAGGGGUGUCCAGGCCUGCCUUUCUGGGACUCAGAUGGCAACAAGUCUGUCCUCCAGCCUGGCACCCCCACCCCCCCUUUGGUGCUAACAGCUCUCUACCGGGUGGUGUGAGGGCGGGGGGUGGCUGGACGAGGGGGCGCUGGGUUCAAGUUAGAGCGUGGGGUCACUGCUGGAAGAGCAGCUCCCCCCAGGCUCCCCACUUUGUGCCUUUAGUAAACACUGUGCUUUGUA
This is a messenger RNA of Lynx canadensis (Canada lynx), 3413 nucleotides long. RefSeq names its product transcription factor EB (gene TFEB). The record is from RefSeq and is a predicted model, not a curated record. Gene Ontology annotation, molecular function: protein dimerization activity; RNA polymerase II cis-regulatory region sequence-specific DNA binding; DNA-binding transcription factor activity, RNA polymerase II-specific. Gene Ontology annotation, cellular component: nucleus. Lineage: Eukaryota; Metazoa; Chordata; Mammalia; Carnivora; Felidae. Gene Ontology annotation, biological process: regulation of transcription by RNA polymerase II; humoral immune response; positive regulation of DNA-templated transcription.